AUGUCAUCCAAAACUCCAUAUCAUCGCUACUCAAACUCGAAUCCUUCUAAGCUUCCGAAAUCUUUAAAUUCGACCUGUGUCUCAGAAAAACAAAUCCCGAAACUAAAACUCUUUUCAACAGAUAGUUCUCAAAAUUCCUCAUUUCAGCCAAAUUUUGCAUUCCAAACUUUGUUUUAAUUUUAUUUAAAAUUUACAUUUUAUUUAAGAAAAUAUCCAAAAAAUAUUUUAUGCACACACAAACUUUUACUUCCAAACCUCGACACAAGCGUACAAUAAGUGGAAUAAAUUCUAUAGUCUGCGAAUUUAAUUCCCCAUCUCCCAAGAAUAAUUGAAACCUCAACAUAGCUUCAGCUAAUAAAAUAAAUCCUCAUAAAGGGUUCUCUAAAUGCGCAGAAGUUUUAAAAUUAAGCCCAGACCAGCCCGACACUUAUGAAUCCACAGCUUCUGAAGAAGAAUUCCGAGAAAUCAAAAGAAUUUCAAGCUUGAACUUAGACAGUCCUUCGAAAAAUACUCCAAACGACUCAUGCAAUGAAUUAGCUAAUGAAAUGGCAAUAAUCAAGGCUUCACAAGAAUUUUUAUUAUGUCACAAUAACAACAAAAGGGUUGGUGUAAAACAAAAAAUGCUUGAAAUCUUGAACUCACGAAAAAAUGAAAUAGAGAUCAAAAGGUAUAAAUUUAGGCUUCAGAUUGUAAAGGAAAUUCAUAAAGAAGAAUGGGAUAAAAAAUUAAUUAUCGCAUUCAGAGAAAAUGAUGAAAAAGAUUUUGGCGUUUUUUGUAAUGAGUCUGGGACACUUUUAAAGAUCACUGAAGGAAGAAGAUUUCCUGAAAGAUUGCUGGUGUCACAGAUGAAAAUGGCGUAUUAUUUUGAUGUAAAUGAAAAUAGAUUGGUACAGUGUGCUCCUAGUAAGAGUGUAGAUGCAGUUGUUUUAAUCUAA
Blepharisma stoltei is the source of this 935-nucleotide messenger RNA. NCBI's taxonomy places the organism in Eukaryota, Ciliophora, Heterotrichea, Heterotrichida, Blepharismidae. The record is from the annotation of a GenBank genome assembly.